Molecule: messenger RNA, 1713 nt
Organism: Rhodotorula toruloides NP11
Lineage: Eukaryota; Fungi; Basidiomycota; Microbotryomycetes; Sporidiobolales; Sporidiobolaceae
Product: ABC transporter
Exons: 5
Coding region: 1-1713 (570 amino acids)
Molecular function (GO): ATP hydrolysis activity; ATP binding
Source: RefSeq, a predicted model, not a curated record
AUGUUUUGGCGUAGCGCCUUCCCUUUCCUCCGGACUCUCGCUCCCGCCCCUCGAUUUCCAGCUUCGCGCUCCUUCACGUCAAGCCGCCCCGUUCUCCAUGCCCCGCCCGUCUUUCAGGCCCAGCGCGCCGCCGUCUUUCCCUUCGGCGUACCCUCGAAUGACCCGUCGCAAGCCCUCUUCAACGACCUCGACCUGACGAUCCAUGACGAGGACUGCUGGGCCAUCCUCGCGCCAUCCUCGUCUUCUCCGACACGAGCAGCACUCCUGGCUACCAUACAGCAUCAAGCGCGUUUCCAUCCUAUCUCGUCCGCCUCUCAUCCAAUCCUCGCAACGCUUCCUCCCGUCGACCGGCCAGCAGAAGAAGGCGGUCCUCGGGAGCGGACAGUCGAAGAUCUGCUGCAAUUCGUCAGCUUCAAGACUCGGCUGGGGCGAAGCGGAGCGUUCGACGACUACACGGCGCGGUACUACUCGAUCCGGGACGAGGACAAGUUGACGGUCCGGCAACACCUGAAGGACUCAACAGGCGCGAGCGACGAGGUCGUCGCGGAGAAGGCGAAGGACCUGCAGAUGACGACUCUGCUCGACCUCCCGCUCAUCACGCUCAGCAACGGUCAGACUCGGCGGGCGAGGAUCCUCAGGGCUCUCCUCGCCAAGCCAGAGCUGCUCAUCCUCGAGGAACCUUUCACCGGUCUCGACGCUUCGUCCCGCGAACUGCUCUCUUCCCUCCUUUCCUCCCUUCACGCCGCCCGCUCCCCUCGCGUCCUCCUCGUCCUCCGACCACAAGACGUCCUCCCACCCUUUGUGACACACAUCGCCCUCGCCGAUGCCUCGCCCGAAACACCUCUACGGCUCGGACGGAAAGACGAGAUCCUCGCGACGAAGGAGGCGAGAGAGUUGCUUGCUGCUGGAGAGGCGGAGCGCGCUGCGUCGAAGUGGAGAAAGGAGGAGAGGCAGGCUGCUGCCGCGAAGAAGGAUGAAGAGGUCGAAGGGCGGAAGACGAUUGUACAGCUGACGGGCGUGAACAUCUCGUAUGGUCGGCCAGCGGAAGGCCAGGAGGACCGAAAAGUGCUGAAGGACGUCAACUGGACGAUCAGAGAAGGCGAGCGGUGGGUUCUGGCGGGUCACAACGGGUCCGGCAAGAGCACGCUCCUUGCGCUGUUGCUGGGUGACCACCCUCGCUCCUUCACCGAAGACAUCGAGCUGUUCGGCAAGCCCCGACUACGACAGGCUACCGCGACCCUGCAAGCUAACAUCGGCCACGUCUCGCCCGAGAUCUUCAACGCCUUUCCUCGGCGGUACGGCCCAGAAGCGCUUUCCGCCUACGACGCCAUCGUGACCGGCUUCGAGUCGGUCUACUCCUACCGCAAAGCGACGCCCGACCAAGCCGCCGCCAUCUCCUCCCUCCUCUCGCGCAUCUCCCACCCGCUUCUCACGCCCUCCUUCCUCGAUCGACCCUUCGCCUCCCUCUCCCCAGGCGAACAAUCCCUGAUUCUCCUCCUGCGCGCGCUUGUCAAGCAACCCCCUCUCUUGGUCCUCGACGAGCCGUUCUCGGGGAUGGACAAGGCGACGAUCGAGAAGGUGCAGCGGUUCAUCGACGAGGAGUUGGAUGAGCGGCAGAGUGUCGUGCUUAUCACGCACUUCGAGGAGGAGGUGCCGAAGAGUGUUGGGAGGUUGCUGCGGCUGGAAAAUGGGGAGGUAGUCGAGAGGGUGUAG